AUGAAGGUGAUCGCAGCCUAUUUGUUGGCCCAAUUGGGUGGCAACUCUAGCCCAUCAGCUAAUGAUUUGAAGAAGAUUUUGAAUUCUGUUGGAGCUGAAAUUGAUGAUGUGAAAAUUGAACUAUUAUUGUCACAAGUGGAAGGCAAAGACAUUAAUGAGUUAAUUGCUGCUGGCAAACAAAAAUUGGCUUCUACUACUACUUCUAUGUCCUUUGGAUGUAUUGGUGGUACAAAUAAUGCUAGUGUUGAUGGACAAGUUGUUGUUAAAGAGAAAAAAGAGGAAAAGAAAGUUGACAAGGAGGAAGAAUUUGAUGAAGAAGAUUUCAAUUUUAGUCUCUUUGAUUAG
Solanum dulcamara is the source of this 345-nucleotide messenger RNA. Its product is annotated as 60S acidic ribosomal protein P2-like. Gene Ontology annotation, molecular function: structural constituent of ribosome. Gene Ontology annotation, cellular component: ribosome; cytosolic large ribosomal subunit. The record is from RefSeq and is a predicted model, not a curated record. The coding region runs from base 1 to 345 and encodes 114 amino acids. The transcript has a single exon. Lineage: Eukaryota; Viridiplantae; Streptophyta; Magnoliopsida; Solanales; Solanaceae. Gene Ontology annotation, biological process: cytoplasmic translational elongation.